CGACAGGCUUCUUCUCUCCAUCCUCCGUCUCUCCGAGGCGCUUCUCGUCCGCCACACCGCCGGCGUCACUCUCCACCGGGCGCUGCAUCCAGCGCCAUCGUCUCCGCGCCUUCCCAAGUUCGGAAAUACCUCUAGAGGAACUCAACCCAUCCGUCGAUCUACUUAGGAAAACUGCGGAGGCCGUCGGCGAUUUCAGGAAAACGCCCAUCUAUAUUGUCGGUCCUGUUCUGAAGAGCUCUGCUGCAAGCCUGCAACCUUCCAAGUUUUCCUCUAGGCCAAGGUGUACACUGCCUGUGCAAUUUCUUUCAAAGUAGCAUGUCCAGCCUGCUGUUCUAAAUCUGCUGCAAUCUUCAUGCUCAUGCAAGAAUUUAACCUGGGUGCCGUUAACUAGCAUGACAGCAGUACAAUUCCUUGUCCAUCAGUCUGCCUCGUCACGGAGUGUGUUCAUUCCGAUCCAUGCUAUUUUGUCCCUUCUGAGUUUACUAGAACCAUGACAUCUCACGCUAAUACUCUAAUGUUACUUGAUGAAAAAAAUAGGCCUGGUCCUGGCCAGCAAGAUGCAACUGACUGGAUUGUUCCUUCAUGCAUAGGCACGGAUUGCACAGCCAAGCGCAACAUCGCCAAGCUGCUUGCGAAUUCCAUAAUAUACCGCUACCUCUGCAGUGAGGAACUGCUUGAGGAUGUUCUUGGUGGGAAGGACGCCCUCAGAGCCUUCAAAGAAUCUGAUGAGAAGGGCUAUCUUGAAGUCGAGACCGAAGGGUUAAAGCAGCUCACGUCCAUGGGUAGCCUUGUGUUGUGCUGUGGUGAUGGCGCUGUCAUGAACUCAACCAAUCUGGGGCUACUGAGGCAUGGUGUCUCCAUUUGGAUUGAUGUUCCUCUUGAAAUGGCAGCAAAUGAUAUGCUGAAGAGUACGGGAACACAAGCUACUACGGAUCCAGACUCUUUUUCUCAGGCGAUGAGCAAGCUCCGUCAGCGGUACGAUGAACUGAAAGAGCGCUAUGGAGUUUCUGAUAUUACUGUUUCAGUACAAAGUGUCGCUUCUCAGCGUGGGUACAGCAGCGUUGACUCGGUGACACUUGAGGACAUGGUCCUUGAAAUCGUGAGGCAAAUCGAGAAGCUGAUCCGAGCAAAGGAGAUGAUGGAAGCUGCAGGGAGGCCCUUCUAAACUAGAUAGUAGAUACCAUGCUGCAUACACAAUAUUUAUGCUCCGGCAUACCAAUUGCCUGAACUCCAACGCUUCGCUGCUCAAGAAACUGAUUGCAAGCGUGUGAAGUCCAAGGAGCUGAAGGUCGUUGUUCCACUCGAACAUGCUUAUAUUGUAAUUGCAAGAUCAUUUGCCAUUUGAUAGUGCAAAUGCAUUACGUGUUCAUCUGCCAUGGCUGAAUUUACUGUCUAUUGGAAAUGGCAGUUUUGCCUGUAUACAUGGGCCCAGCAGCCAAAAUUUGGGAAUUUUGGUGAAAGGAAAAUUUCAGAAUGCAUUUAUAGUGACUAUGUUACAAUGCUAAGGUUUUCUACCUAAAAAUUUUUCAUC
Molecule: messenger RNA, 1531 nt
Organism: Sorghum bicolor (sorghum)
Lineage: Eukaryota; Viridiplantae; Streptophyta; Magnoliopsida; Poales; Poaceae
Product: probable inactive shikimate kinase like 1, chloroplastic
Exons: 9
Coding region: 491-1165 (224 amino acids)
Cellular component (GO): chloroplast
Source: RefSeq, a predicted model, not a curated record